AUGAAUAAAGACGUCUCAGAAUGGGCACGUAAUUGCCUAGCUUGUCAACGCAGCAAGACACAAAAACAAACCAGAAAAGAUAGCCGUUCCAGAAGAAAGAUUCGAACAUAUCCACGCCGAUUUAGUCGGACCACUUCGACCCUCAAGAGGAUUUCAGUACUGUCUAAAAUUAUAGAUCGUUCUUCGAGAUGGCCAGAGGCCAUUCCAAUUCCAGUUGUGACUGCGGAUACUGUUGCCACUGCAUUAUUCAAUCACUGGAUAACACGCUUUGGAGCACCUUCAACAAUAACAACCGACCAAGGAGCUCAAUUUGAGUCACAGGUAUUUAACGCUCUAAUGAAAUUGACCGGUUGUUCCAGAAUUCGCACCACCGCUUAUCACCCUGCAGCAAAUGGAUUAAUUGAAAGAUGGCACCGAUCACUAAAGGCUGCCAUUACCUGCCACAACAGCACAAAUUGGGUAGAUGUUUUACAACAGUGCUUUUUGGACUUCGGGUCAGCUACAAGGAAGACAUAA
Molecule: messenger RNA, 516 nt
Organism: Solenopsis invicta (red fire ant)
Lineage: Eukaryota; Metazoa; Arthropoda; Insecta; Hymenoptera; Formicidae
Exons: 1
Coding region: 1-516 (171 amino acids)
Biological process (GO): DNA integration
Molecular function (GO): nucleic acid binding
Source: RefSeq, a predicted model, not a curated record